UUGUGGACCGGUGCGCCGGUAGGUAGAGACUAGAACCGACGGCGCAGUGCUAUGGAUCCGUUGAACAAUGCAGAGACAGGAGAGACAGAAUCUGAAACGGAGCCGUUGUACGUUCUUAUACCAAAUGACACGCGGUGCAAGAAAAAAGAGCAGGAAAAAUUAUCCGGAGUCGUGAAAAAUGUUCACAGAAAACUGCGAAGAAAAUACCGAGAAGUGGGGGACUUUGAGAAGAUCUGGCAGGAGCACUGUAAGGACGAGCUGACCCUGACUGAGUACGCCCUGGCCAUGAAGAACCUGGCGGACAACCACUGGACCCAGAACCAGGAGGGAGAGGGACGCAUCGAGUGGUGCCGCAGCAUCUGCCAGGAGUAUUUCCUGGAUGGCGGGAUGAAGAGAAUGUUGGAGAAGGAUGAGAAAAGUGCGAGGCUGGCCUUGGCUGUGAGUGCCCCAGCUUUGAGUGCCCAGCCAAUCACCACAGUCCCUAGUUCAAUCCCUCAACUGGGAAAAAUGCAUCUGUUGGAUGUGGGAAGCUGUUUCAACCCAUUCUUGAAGUUUGAUGAGUUCCUCACAGUUGGUAUCGACAUAGUGCCUGCGGUGGAGAGCGUAUACAAGUGUGACUUCCUCAACCUCCAGCUCCAGCAGCCUCUGCAGCUGGCAGGUGACGCGGUGGAGGCCUUCCUGCGUCAGCUGCGCAGCCCCAUCGACGCCCUCCCCGCCCAGCUGUUCCACGUGGUGGUCUUCUCCCUGCUCCUCUCCUACUUCCCCUCGCCCUACCAGCGCUGGAUCUGCUGCAAGAAGGCCCACGAGCUGCUCCAGCUGCACGGCCUCCUGCUCAUCAUUACGCCCGACUCCUCCCACCAGAACCGCCACGCCCUCAUGAUGCGGAGCUGGCGCGUGGCGGUGGAGUCGCUCGGUUUCAAGCGGUACAAGUACGUCAAGUUCUCCCACAUGCACCUCCUGGCCUUCCGGAAGGUGUCCCUGGCCACCAGCAGCGACCUGGUCAGCCGUAACUACCCAGAGAUGCUGUUCAUACCCCAGGACUUCCACUCCAACGAGGACGACGACUACGCGGACGUCCCUGUCCAGGCACGCUCCGACUUUGAAGACGACCAGCUGGCGUGGGGCUUCACAGAGCUGCCUGACACGCCGUAUGACUCGGACUCUGGGGAGAGCCAGAGCAGCUCGGGGCUGUUCCACGAGCUGGAGGACCCCAUUCUGCUGCACAGCUGAACGCUGUCUGGGAGACUAACAUCCUGGCUCUCUCUCUCUUUCUUCCUCUCGCUCUCUCCCUCUCCCCAGCUCUCUCUUCCCUUCUCUCUCUCUCUCUCUCUCUCUGUCAUCUAUCCACCCCCUCAACUGCUGAGCUGCCAAAUUAAUGUGCUGCAUUUUUUUCUCCUCUUAAACCCAAACAAAAUGAUGCAGUUUGCACAGAGUGGAAGAAAGACGUUUACAGAAGUGAGUUAGUUUCUUUUUUUUUAUGUGACAUGAUUACAUUCUUAACACAAAUGCACACACACUUACAUAAUACUUUCUUGUGAUAAACAAAUGUAGGGUUAUUUGAAUAGACUUGUAAGCUGAAUGCCCUGGAGAUAGCUAGCCAGCUCCCUGAUUUCCAUACCGUUUAUCAGUAGGUCAUGCAUAUGACAACAGUAGAAAACUGGUUUAUACUCUGUAUGUUUCAGUAGAUUUGAAGUCUUCAAGUAGUAUACGCUUCAAUACUAGGCCAACAGGCUACUUAGUUUAGAUAAUAACUCAAGUUUAUUCUUGUUCUGUGGAAACAUUGAGAUGGAAUUAGGUUUGCUGGCUUGUCAGUUUAACUCAAUUUUAUCAAAUUAUUGAUGUGCAUUUAGUAAAAAAAAAAAAAAAGUUGCUAAAUGUAAAACAAGAAAAAAAGAAAAGAAAAAAAAAGAGAAAAUUGAACACAGUCGACAAUGCCAUUUUAAUUUGGCAUCUGUGGCUCACUUGUCUUUUUAGAAUAAAUAUAUAUUUGUAGCAUUUUUAGCAUUUAAAAACCAUAGUAAGGUAGGCGUUCACGUUAGAUUUACUGAAGUGGCCCUGUGUCAGUGUUUGUGUGACAGUGUUUGUGGGACAGUGGCCCUGUGACAGUGUGUGUGACAGUGGCCCUGUGUCAGUGGCCCUGUGUCAGUGGCCCUGUGACAGUGGCCCUAUGACAGUGUUUGUGUGACAGUGGCCCUGUGACAGGGCCCUGUGUCAGUGUUUGUGGGACAGUGGCCCUGUGAC
Molecule: messenger RNA, 2241 nt
Organism: Hypomesus transpacificus
Lineage: Eukaryota; Metazoa; Chordata; Actinopteri; Osmeriformes; Osmeridae
Gene: samtor
Product: base methyltransferase of 25S rRNA 2 homolog
Exons: 5
Coding region: 52-1230 (392 amino acids)
Biological process (GO): negative regulation of TORC1 signaling
Source: RefSeq, a predicted model, not a curated record